UUUUCUGACAAGUAUCUGAUGGCUGUCUGACAUUUCGUUUUUGAUAAUUUCAUUGAAUUAUGUUCGUGAAGCACGUUAUUUAUUUGCAUCGAUGAAACAAUAGUUCAUAUAUGUUUUAUUAAAAUAAAGGACGCAAUCGUCAAUAAACAAAAUUUCGCAAUCCGGUAAAUAUAUGCACGAGAGAAUACGCUGUAACAUUUGGCAAAAUGAUCAAAACAGGAGAGGAUAACCUAAAACUUCAAUACCAGCAAACAGUGGAAUUCACUGGGCAAGAAAAUCAACAUUCAGUUGAAUUAUAUAGUACCAAUGUUGUUGUUAUUCCUUCGCCAGGAGGACAUAAUCAUGGUAGUUCGAAGGUGAAACUAAAAAAUAUUGUUGAUUUUACAUGGGAGCAUAACUUUUAUCCAGGACAAUUAUUAGCUGUUCAUAUGUCUGGAAAAUAUUUAGCUUAUGGUAUAAAAGUUGGUAAUGGAGGAGGUAUGGUUAGAGUUGUAUAUAAAGAAAUGGAACAAAGAGCUCUGUUAAGAGGAAUGCGUGCAGCAAUACAAGAUCUAGCUUUUGCACAUGUUUCAAAUGCAAUUUUGGCAUGUGUUGAUUAUUUGGGAAAUCUUUUUAUACAUAACAUCGAAUCAACACCAUCUGAAUUGUUAUGCAGUUUAUUGCUGCAAGUAGAUGCAGAAGAUAUAUCUCCUACCAGUCAUCGUGUGAUAUGGUGUCCGUAUAUUCCUGAAGAUGUACCAUCAGAUGGAGAUAAAGUUUCAAAACUUUUAGUUCUAACUCGUGGUUCCAAAGUAGAGUUGUGGUCAGUUAAUACUGUUUCAGCAAGAUUCAGAUCAAUAGAGGCAACUGAUCCAGCUGUAAAGGAAAAUGGAGGCAUGCUAGAAAUAGACCAACAUUCUGACACAAUCAUAGAAGCAACAUUCAGUCCAGAUGGUACAGCUUUAGCUACAGCUAGUUUCGAUGGAGAAGUCAAAUUCUUCCAAGUUUACUUACAUAGCAAUCCUCAUGGUAAUCAAGCACAACCUCGUUGUUUACAUCAAUGGAGACCACAUGGUGGACGACCUAUUUCCUGCUUGUUCUUCCUAGAUGAUCAUAAAACAUACCAUCCAGAAGUUCAAUUUUGGAGGUUUGCCAUAACUGGAUGUGACAAUAAUACAGAAUUAAAAGUUUGGUCUUGUGAAGUGUGGUCCUGUUUGCAAACCAUUAAAUUUGCACCAACACCUUCUACCGGUAAAUUACCGGUGUUGAAAGCCGGCUUAGAUCUUAGCGCAGGAUAUCUUUUAUUAUCAGAUAUAUACAACAAAGUUCUCUAUAUAUUAAGUCUUACAAAAGAUAAUGAUGAAGUAACAUCAGUAAAUUCAAUAUCAGAAUUCCUUCUCCCAUAUCCAAUAUUGAGUUUUGGAAUUGUUGACGCUGGUCUACGUAAAGUACGACCCACUGGCGAAUCACUGGAAGACUUAUGUCCUUGUGAAGAAGAUACCGAAGAGCAACUUGUUAUUAGGAUGUACUUAGUCCAACCAAAGUCAUUACAAGAAUGUCACAUUGCUUUUAAACCUGCCUCACAAGUGAGUGGUAACUGCCUCAUGGAUACACUGACUCAUGAUGCACUGGGCUACAAUGAAGACUUACCAGAUAUGGGAAAUGUUAAUCACAAUGGGAUUUCAGGGGAGAAUUGUGAAGAAAAUCGUUCCUUAUCUACUACAAUUGAAACAACAACAAAUCAUAAUACUAGUUUAAAUCUAAUGACACCUGAUGCAUUCAGUUCGCCUGCUAAAAAAGAAAAUAAUGAAUUAGAUUCUCGCCCUAGUAGUCCAGAAUUAGAUAAAGUCUUAUCUCCUAGUCCCUCGCUUGCACAAGCGGUACAGGCUCUAAAUGCAGAUCCACCAUUAGCCACAAGCGAGUUAGAAGAACAAGCACCUGCAAGUAGUAAUAGCAGCCCAUCCAGAGAAGUAAGAGAAAUUUUAUCCCUUUCAAAAGAUGAAGAAGCAGAAACUGAAAAUAAACCAGAAACUACCAAUACUGCUGAUGAAGAUUGGCGUAAUAUUCCGAUGGUAUUAUUAAAAGAUGUAAGCAGGCACGCAAUGCAAGAAGCUGAUGGAUUCACAAACGACGAAGAAAAAAGAAAAAAAUUAAAAGACGAAUCAAAAUCGACGACACAUACUAAAGGAAAUGCUGAAAAUACCUGGCAAACAGCAAAUGAAUUAAAUACUCUUGAGUUAAUAAAUAAAAUAGAGUCAAUUUUAGAAAUAAUUCAAGAUCAACGACAAGAAUUAAGAGAAUUACGUACUGAAGUGACUAGAUUAAGACAAGAGACACCAAUUUCCACGCGAAUAGACUCUGCUUUAACACGAGCUACUCAACAACAAACUGCAACUUUUGAACAAACGUUAUAUGGCCAAAUGGCUCGCCAACACGAAUUCCUUAAAACACUUGAAACAACAAUUAAAGAUAAAAUUGAAACUACUUUACCACGUAUUAUAGAAAACACAGUAGAACCGUUAAAGCAUCAACUUAGAUUAGAUUCUGCUCGAAUGGAUGAACUCUUAAAAAAGAAUUUAACAGAUUUAAUUAAUAGUAACCAUAUAAAAGAUACACUUACUACGGCAGCAAUGAAUGCAGCAAAACCAGCAUUAGACGCAGCAUUUAAAGAAGCUUUUACAAAUGUUCUUCUACCUGGCAUGGAGAAAGCAUGUCAAACAAUGUUUAGACAAGUACAAGAUGCUUUUGUUAGGGGUACUCAUGAAUAUCUUCAAAAUGUGGAUGCAAUUGCUGAUAAACAAUAUCAACAAAAAAAUGAACAACAAAGUGAAGCAUUAUCCGCAUUAGUUCGCAAAGAAUUACAAACCGAAAUAAAUAGAGGUUUAAUUAUUCUUCAAGGAGAAAUGACAUAUAUUCGUGAUUUUAUUAAAGAUCAUUUGAAUCAACAACUUUCUGAGAUAACAAAUGCGCGUUCACGAGCUACUACACCUGCUAUACCAGUAUCUGCAGUUGCCGAUGAUAAAGCGCGAGUUAUAUCUCUUCUUCAACGAGGACAAUUAAAUGCUGCCUUCCAACAAGCUCUUAGUGCUAGUGAUUUAGGAUUGGUAGUAUUAGUUUGUGAAAAAACAGAACCAUCCAGAGUAUUUUCUUCAGUAGGACCUCAAGGUCAAACUUCAAGAUGUAUUUUACAACAACCUGUAAUUCUUUCACUUGUACAGCAGUUAUCUGCAGAUUUAGGACAUCGUACAGAGCUCAAGCAUAGGUGGCUUGAAGAGGCAAUAUUAAAUUUAGAUCCUAAUGAUCCAGUGACACGAGAACAUAUGGGUACUGUGUUAAUGACUUUGCAAACUCAGUUGGCUACUUUUGUAGCAGCUAAUCCAAGUCACAGUUCUAUUCGGCGUAUGAAAAUGUUAGCUAUGGCUGCACGCGCACUUUUAAAUCAACAACCUUGAUGUUACAUACGUAUGGAGUAGAGAAAACCCAUUAACAUCAGGUUUUAUAUGUUUUGUUUAAAAAAUACCUUAAUCUGAAAGUAAUAUUCACAUUAUCUUCAUGUUAAGACUGGCAGUAAUUUACAUAGAAUAUGACAGAAUAUUGUAUAACGACUUAUCGUUAGCAGUUUACAUAAUUUGUCGCAACUUGCACCUAUAAUCUUUUUAAUUUACGAAGCAUAUACGUUUAUAAAAUAUUCGAGAAUUUACCAAAAAAUUAUUUUCUUGACCUUAAAUAAAUAUUAUAUAAAUGUAUUAUACAAUAUAACUAAAGUGAUAUAAAUGAGAUUGUCGUAAAAAUAAUGACACAAUACAUAAUAAAAACAACUUAAAUUAUAAAUU
Messenger RNA from Frieseomelitta varia, 3812 nucleotides. RefSeq names its product enhancer of mRNA-decapping protein 4 (gene Ge-1). Gene Ontology annotation, molecular function: protein binding. Gene Ontology annotation, biological process: deadenylation-independent decapping of nuclear-transcribed mRNA. NCBI's taxonomy places the organism in Eukaryota, Metazoa, Arthropoda, Insecta, Hymenoptera, Apidae. The coding region runs from base 207 to 3431 and encodes 1074 amino acids. The record is from RefSeq and is a predicted model, not a curated record. Gene Ontology annotation, cellular component: P-body. The transcript is spliced from 9 exons.